UUCGGCUUGCGAGCGGGAACGUCUUAGUCGUACACAGAGAAAGAACGAUUUAAAAAUGGGUGAUGUUGAGAAGGGCAAGAAGAUUUUUGUUCAGAAGUGUGCCCAGUGCCAUACUGUGGAAAAGAGAGGCAAGCACAAGACUGGGUCAAAUCUCCAUGGCCUGUUUGGGCGAAAGACAGGUCAGGCUGUCGGAUUCUCUUACACAGAUGCCAACAAGAACAAAGGCAUCACCUGGGGAGAGGAGACACUGAUGGAGUAUUUGGAGAAUCCCAAGAAGUACAUCCCUGGAACAAAAAUGAUCUUCGCUGGCAUUAAGAAGAAGGGAGAAAGGGCAGACUUGAUAGCUUAUCUCAAAAAACUACUAAUGAGUAAUAGUUGGCCACUGCCUUAUUUAUUAUGAAACAAAUGUCUCAUGACUUU
This is a messenger RNA of Balaenoptera ricei (Rice's whale), 420 nucleotides long. RefSeq names its product cytochrome c-like. Gene Ontology annotation, cellular component: mitochondrial intermembrane space. Bases 56 to 400 code for a protein of 114 amino acids. Gene Ontology annotation, molecular function: heme binding; electron transfer activity. Gene Ontology annotation, biological process: mitochondrial electron transport, ubiquinol to cytochrome c; mitochondrial electron transport, cytochrome c to oxygen. The record is from RefSeq and is a predicted model, not a curated record. The transcript has a single exon. Lineage: Eukaryota; Metazoa; Chordata; Mammalia; Artiodactyla; Balaenopteridae.